Molecule: messenger RNA, 369 nt
Organism: Spodoptera littoralis (African cotton leafworm)
Lineage: Eukaryota; Metazoa; Arthropoda; Insecta; Lepidoptera; Noctuidae
Source: the annotation of a GenBank genome assembly
AUGGCAUCCUUAUGCAGGCAAAUUGUUAGAGGAAAUGCAUUUAAAAGUGUUCUUUUAUCCACUGCCCGACGGGGAUAUGCCGACAAAAUGAUGCCUGACCCCCUGGAGCAUGCCACUGGUAUGGAGAGGAAGGAACUGCUGGCCAUGCAGGCCGGCAACGAUGAUCCCUUCAACAUGAAGGUGCUGAAGAAAGCCGCUGGAACCCGCGACAACCCCACCCUAGUGCCCUCUUGCUUUGACGCCCGUAUUGUUGGGUGCAUAUGUGAAGAGCACGCCACAGCCGUCACCUGGCUCUGGUUACACAAGGAUCACCCCCGCCGCUGCGAGUGUGGCCACUGGUACAAACUGAUUGAGAAGCAGCCCGUCUAA